GUUUACUUCUGAGAGCAAUGUGAUCAAGAGAAGCUGGAUUGUAAUUCGCUUAUAAAUUGGUUGUUUUUAAUUGUUUCAGGGUGCUAGAAUUUUGUGGUUCUUUUUUGAUUUGACGGUUACAAUGUCAAUGAAACGCAAAACGGAAUUUCUUCCAGCAGAAGAAAGUGAUCAAUUGUUAAUCAGACCCCUUGGAGCCGGGCAAGAAGUGGGAAGAUCAUGCAUAAUUCUGGAAUUCAAAGGAAGAAAAAUAAUGCUGGAUUGUGGAAUCCAUCCAGGCCUGGAAGGGAUGGAUGCCCUUCCUUAUAUCGACUUGAUAGAUCCCGGCGAGAUUGACCUUCUCCUUAUAAGUCAUUUCCACUUGGAUCACUGUGGUGCAUUGCCAUGGUUCUUGCAGAAGACCAGCUUCAAAGGUCGAACCUUCAUGACUCAUGCUUCAAAAGCCAUUUACCGAUGGCUUCUGUCGGAUUAUGUAAAAGUCAGCAAUAUUUCAGCAGAUGAUAUGCUCUACACAGAAACUGACCUUGAGGAAAGCAUGGACAAAAUUGAAACAAUUAAUUUUCAUGAAGUAAAGGACGUCGCUGGCAUUAAAUUCUGGUGUUAUCAUGCUGGCCAUGUUCUGGGGGCAGCAAUGUUCAUGAUUGAAAUUGCUGGCGUCAAGCUUCUCUAUACUGGUGAUUUCUCACGACAGGAAGAUCGACAUUUAAUGGCAGCUGAGAUUCCAAAUGUUAAGCCUGACAUUCUCAUAAUUGAAUCCACAUACGGCACUCAUAUUCAUGAAAAACGUGAAGAGCGGGAAGCUCGAUUCUGUAAUACUGUGCAUGACAUUGUCAACAGGGGUGGCAGGUGUCUUAUUCCUGUGUUUGCUUUGGGCAGAGCACAGGAGCUUCUGCUCAUUUUAGAUGAGUACUGGCAGAAUCACCCAGAGCUACAUGAUAUACCAAUAUACUAUGCAUCAUCGCUGGCUAAGAAGUGCAUGGCUGUGUACCAGACAUACGUAAAUGCAAUGAAUGACAAAAUUCGCAAACAGAUCAACAUCAACAACCCAUUUGUUUUCAAACAUAUCAGCAAUCUAAAGAGUAUGGACCAUUUUGAUGACAUUGGUUCCAGCGUGGUUAUGGCAUCUCCAGGUAUGAUGCAGAGUGGCUUAUCCAGAGAACUGUUUGAGAGUUGGUGCACAGACAAAAGGAAUGGCGUUAUCAUAGCAGGAUACUGUGUGGAAGGAACACUUGCUAAGCACAUCAUGUCUGAACCCGAAGAAGUUACUACCAUGUCUGGACAGAAGUUGCCCCUGAAAAUGUCUGUUGAUUACAUCUCCUUCUCUGCACACACUGAUUAUCAACAGACAAGCGAGUUCAUCCGGGCCUUGAAGCCUCCACACGUGAUAUUAGUCCAUGGUGAGCAGAAUGAAAUGGCCAGACUGAAGGGAGCGCUAAUACGAGAAUAUGAAGACAAUGAUGAAGUUGACAUAGAGGUGCACAAUCCCAGAAAUACUGAAGCUGUAGUCCUGAACUUCAGAGGAGAAAAACUGGCAAAGGUUAUGGGAUCUCUUGCAGAUAAAAAGCCUCAACAAGGGGAGAGAAUUUCAGGAAUACUUGUAAAAAGAAACUUCAACUACCACAUACUUACACCAUCUGACCUGUCUAAUUACACUGACUUGGCGAUGAGCACAGUGACUCAGUCUCUGGCAAUUCCAUACACUGGUCCAUUUAAUUUGCUUUGUUAUCGACUUCAGAGUCUGACAGGUGAUGUGCAGGAAAUAGAAGUUCAAGACAGACCAGCUCUGAAGGUAAUGAAACAGAUCACAAUCGUGCUGGAGCCUGGAAUGGUGGUAUUAGAGUGGUUGGCCAAUCCUUUAAAUGAUAUGUUUGCAGAUACUGUGACAACUGUGAUCAUGGAAAUACAGUCAAACCCCAGAGCGCAAAAAGCAUUGCGCAAGCCUUCAUCAAAAAUAGAUGAAGACAUGUACAGGAAGAAGUUGGAGAUAAUGCUGCAGGACAUGUUUGGAGAGGAAAAUUUAACUGUGAAAAAUGACACCAUCAGUGUUUCAGUAGAAGGAAAGGCUGCAACUGUUGCAUUGGAUACACGGACUGUUCGUUGUGAGGAAGGCACUGCAGAAGAUGAGCCACUCAAAGAAAUGGUUGAAAUGGCAGUACAAAGACUUUAUGAAGCACUCAAUCCAGCACUCUGAUUCCUUGCAUCUUGAAGCCACUCUUAAAAAAAAAAAAGAUCUAUAUUUUGCCUCUUUGUAGUUACAGCCUCCCUUUUUAAAUACAUCUAUUAAAAUAGUCUUGUUCAUGGAACAUUACAUGCAAGACUGAGUAAUGAAACAUUUAUUAAAAUCCACAUGCAUCUGAUUCUUGUCAACGACAGGUAUCUGAAAAACAAACAAAAGAGAACAAUUGUGUUAGGAUGGGAUGGUGCUUAUUGACUGUUAGUACUGCUAAACACUGUUGCAUGUUGUGAGCACUAUAGACGUUAUAGGUCUACCAGUGGCAGCAUUGACAGUUUAUUUGAAAAAAAAACAGAAUGAGAGAGCACAUAUGAUCACAUCUUGGCUGUAUGCCAUCAGAAGGUCAGAAGCCCAGCUUUCAUUUCAUUUUUGUCAUUCCAUGUGUUUCUUGGAGUAUGUGCUGUAAGCUGCUGGACCAGUGCCACUGCAGUGUGCAGUUAUUGUUACAUAUUUGCAUUAUUUAUAUUCUUCAGAACAUUUUAUUGAGAGGGUCAUCAAGGUACAUUGUGUAGUUUUAUCACAUUUUGUAUUAAUUUGUAUGUGAAGAAUAAAACUGAUUCAUGCCACAAAAUUUGUAACAUUAGGCUAAAAAUUAAUUUUAUUUUCUAAUAAGAUAUAAAAAAAGUCUUAAAAUAAAAAUUGUUUCUGAACACAGCAUAAUAUGGUAGCAUUUUAUGGCAUAUGGUUAGAAAAGUUGCAUGAUGACACCUUAUUACCAUACAAGACUGAAUGGAAUUGCAUUAAACCUGCUGAAACCUGCUUCUGACUGAUCAUAGUUGCUGAACUGCAGUGGCUUGUGCUGCUGGUGUGAAGAUAAUGUGAUGUUAAGGGUAACCAUUUCUAAUUCCAAGACAUGCAAGUACGAGUCCCAGAAUAGAGAAACUGAAUGUGCAGAAAUGAGGAUUUGAUAUAUAUUUAAGUCUGGGAUCAUUGCCCUUUUCUCAGUGGCAGGGCAAUCGUUGAGGUAUUGUAUAUUAGUAGCAGGGGGUAAGGGUGUAGGGAGCAUGCCUUCCUGCAAAAACAAAAUAAACUUUUAAAAGAAACCUGGACCUAUGAUUAUCAGCAUUUGCUGUUCUCCUUUAUUGCUGUAAUUUAUUUAGUAAUUCUGGAAUUCCCAGUUAUGAUUCUUGGAAUUACAGUGGGAAACCAGAUGCUGGAAGUUGCAUUAAAAGCCAUGACUGAGGUCACCAGUGCUUUGCACUGAUCUUUAAUUGUGAACUUGCAGUGGGUGGAUGUUACAUAUCCUGUUGUCCACAUUUGGAUCAGAGCAUUUGUUUCUGCUGUCUACUAUUAGGAUGUCAGAACUUCCACAAUUAAUAUUAGCUCCAUUAGGUAAGGCAAGUAAAGUAUAUGUAUUCAUUUUUUAUCCCUGCUGUUAGUACAAAUGUACCUUUGCUGUGUCAUGUCAACACAUGGUAGAAUGGAAGUAAUGAAAAAGAAUUAAAGAAAGCCAAGCUUCAGGGAGCCAAAUUAACAAUAUUCACAUAUUUUUUCCAAUUAUAGUUUUCAUGUAAAAUAUGUUAUAAAAACAUAAAUUGUGAUACACUA
Molecule: messenger RNA, 3778 nt
Organism: Protopterus annectens (West African lungfish)
Lineage: Eukaryota; Metazoa; Chordata; Ceratodontiformes; Protopteridae
Gene: CPSF3
Product: cleavage and polyadenylation specific factor 3
Exons: 18
Coding region: 122-2188 (688 amino acids)
Biological process (GO): mRNA 3'-end processing by stem-loop binding and cleavage
Cellular component (GO): mRNA cleavage and polyadenylation specificity factor complex
Molecular function (GO): 5'-3' exonuclease activity; RNA endonuclease activity; RNA binding
Source: RefSeq, a predicted model, not a curated record